Staurois parvus is the source of this 343-nucleotide messenger RNA. NCBI's taxonomy places the organism in Eukaryota, Metazoa, Chordata, Amphibia, Anura, Ranidae. The record is from the annotation of a GenBank genome assembly.
AUGUAUGUGAAAUGGUUUGAUACAGUAAUGUUUUACUAUGUGAUUUUAGUGAAUUUAGUGAAUAUCACUUUUAAAAUUUUCAAAUUUCCCACCAGUUCCGUCCGCGUACGUCCUGACGUCACAGGGAACAGAACGCGGAAGACAGAUGCCGGAGGACAUUGCAGGUUACACUGCAGGAGGGAUAUCGCGGGAGUGCAGGACAAGGUAAGUGCAGAAGAGAUCCACAGCAACGCUGCAGGGUAUUCCCGAGUGUAGCUCGGGGUUCCGCUUGUAGUACUGAAACUUUACUCCGAGCUACACUUGGGAAUACCACCAGGGAGGUUAACAACCUGUCAGUCAUCAA